Molecule: messenger RNA, 231 nt
Organism: Laccaria bicolor S238N-H82
Lineage: Eukaryota; Fungi; Basidiomycota; Agaricomycetes; Agaricales; Hydnangiaceae
Exons: 3
Coding region: 1-231 (76 amino acids)
Source: RefSeq, a predicted model, not a curated record
AUGUGGCAGAUGACCGUGGACAGGAGGGAUCGUCGGAUACUUGGAGGAUAUAGAAUUCAAGUUGGAUCGAUAGUACCUGUUCGGCGGGGCCAUGAUCUCGAAUCUACCACGGGUUGUUCGGAGACUGGGCAUCUCAAUCUUCCAUUCCGCUCGUUUGCACGCCAUGUAUAUGGGCCAGGCUGUGUUAGUCUAGUUGGUUUGGUCUGCUACAAACCUGCAGUGCGCUUCUGA